Dictyostelium purpureum is the source of this 2165-nucleotide messenger RNA. RefSeq lists its product as uncharacterized. Gene Ontology annotation, biological process: protein homooligomerization; intracellular signal transduction. The record is from RefSeq and is a predicted model, not a curated record. The transcript has a single exon. Lineage: Eukaryota; Evosea; Eumycetozoa; Dictyosteliales; Dictyosteliaceae. Bases 683 to 2020 code for a protein of 445 amino acids. Gene Ontology annotation, molecular function: protein binding.
AUAAAUAAUUAUCUUUAUUUAAAACAAUUAUUUCUAUAUUUGUUAGAAAAAAAAAAAAAAAAAAAGAAAUAAUCUUUGAUGUGUAUUGUAAUACAUACACUCACUCACUCUCACACACACACAAAAAAUUAAAUAAUUUUUUUUUUUUAAUUUUUAAUUUUUUUUUUAUUUAAAUUUAACAUUAAAAAAAGAUUAUUAUAAUAUUAGAGUUAACUUUAUAUAAAUUAUAUAGAUAAAUAAAAAAAACAAUAACAAAAACAACAACAACAUUAUUUCAUUUUUUUUUUCAUAUUUUUUUUUUUUGUAAUAUAAUUUAUUUCAUUCAUAAUAAUAAUAGUAUAUAAUAAUCACAAUAAUAAAUUUAUUAAAUAUUAAAUAUAAUAAUAAAAAAAUACAAAUUUAAUUAAACAGCUACAGAGUAAUUAAUUUUAAACUUUUUUUUUUUCUAUUUUUUUUUGUACAUACAUAUUUAUAUACAUAUAUAUAUAUCAGACUCUCACCUAUAUAUCAUCCAUACACUUUAAACCAAACAUAUUGAAAAGUUUUUAAUAUAAAUAAUUAUUUUAGUCUAAAUUUAAUAAAUAAAAAGUUAUAUAUGUAUUAUAAAAUAAUAAUAAUAAUAUCAAAUCUAUAAUAAAAAUAAAAAUAAAAAUAAUAAUUGUAUAUAUAAUAGUAAAAUAAAAUGUUAUCAAUGACUGAUAGCAGAAAAAGAGUAACAGUAUUUCAAAAUGGUAAAAGAAUUGGAGGUAAGGCAAUUAGUAUUCCCAAAAAAUGGCCAGAGUUUUUAAAGAUUAUAUCAAAGAAAUUAAAUAUACCAGUAUCAAGAAUCUUUAAUGAAGAUGGUGGUGAAAUAGAUGAAAUUGAAGCAAUAGUACCAAAAGAGAUAUUAUACGCAAGUUGUGGGGAGAAUUUUAUAUUUAUUAAGGAUGUACAGACAGGAGUAACCACGAUUGGGGGAAAUACAUCACUUGUAAAUAGUAAUGGAACACCUAGUUAUUACCCAGCAGCAUUACCAUAUAAUAGCCCAAUAGGGUUUACACCGUUAUUAAAUAGUGGUACCAACAGCGAUGGAUGUACAAAUACAAGCACAACUACAACAAUGAUAACAAAUAUAAAUAGCUUAAAUAAUGGAAUGAUAUUAAACAAUAGUGAAUGGGUCAGUUUAAAUGUUGGUGGAAGAAUUUUUUCAACAACUCGUACAACUAUCCUCCGAGAUAAAGAGAGUAUGUUAGCAAAGAUGUUUAGUGAAAGUUGGGACUCUGCAAAGGAUAUAAAUGGUGCAUAUCUUAUCGAUAGAUCUCCAGAUUAUUUUGCUCCACUUUUAAAUUUUCUACGUUGUGGCACGAUUACAAUUGACGAUGGUAUAAAUAUAGAGGGUGUUUAUCAAGAGGCAAGAUUCUUUAAUAUAACUGGUAUGGUGGAUAAGUUGGCAUCAAUGGUAGAGAGAAAGAGCAGAUCCGAUGUUUUCACUCGUAAAGAUGUCAUAUCGAUUCUUUUGACAUCCUCCUCAAAUUCUAGUCUCAGAUGUCAAGGUUUAAAUUUGGCUGGUGUAGAUUUAUCGAAAUUAGAUUUAAGAAACAUAAACUUUAAAAUGACAAACUUUAAAGAAACCAAUCUUUCAAAGUGCAAUUUAGACAAUGCAUUACUUCAAGAAGCAGAUUUAAGUGGUGCUGACCUAAGUGGAGCCUCUCUCAGAGGUACCAAUUUAACAGGUGCAAAUUUAGAAUCAUGUAAUCUCAAAGGUGCAAAUUUUGAAGAUAGAGGUGGUCAAAGAGCCACCCUCGAAAAUGUAAAUUUUAAAAAUGCUACUCUCGAAGAGGCAAACUUUAGUGGUGCUAACCUCAGGGUUUGUAAUUUUAAAAAUGCAAAUCUCGAAAAUUGUAAUUUCCGUGGUGCUGAUUUAGCUGGUGCAAAUUUGGAAGAUUGUAAUUUAAGAGGUGCAAAUCUACAUAAAGCAAAUUUAAUUGGUGUAAAUUUAAGAGGUGCUAAUUUUGAUAUAAGAACCGUUAGCUCAAGAUAAAAAAAAAGAAAAAAAUCAAUUUAAAUCAAAUCAAUUUAAAAUAACAACCAUCUAUAUAAUUAUAAUAAUAUUUUUUAAAUUUAAAAAAAUAUUAAUAUAUUAAUAAAAUCUCGCCUCACUGUAUAUAUAUCUAUUUAUAAAAUUU